Schistocerca nitens (vagrant locust) is the source of this 930-nucleotide messenger RNA. Its product is annotated as protein sister of odd and bowel-like. Gene Ontology annotation, molecular function: DNA-binding transcription factor activity, RNA polymerase II-specific; RNA polymerase II transcription regulatory region sequence-specific DNA binding. The transcript has 5 exons. Gene Ontology annotation, cellular component: nucleus. NCBI's taxonomy places the organism in Eukaryota, Metazoa, Arthropoda, Insecta, Orthoptera, Acrididae. The record is from RefSeq and is a predicted model, not a curated record. Gene Ontology annotation, biological process: regulation of transcription by RNA polymerase II; embryonic pattern specification; embryonic hindgut morphogenesis. Bases 1 to 930 code for a protein of 309 amino acids.
AUGCAGCAGCCGCCGCCACAGCCAGCGCCGCGCGCCGGCGCGGGCUCCGACGCAGACGUGGACCCCGGAGCCGGGCCCGGCCCGGCGGCCGACCCGCCGCUGCCCGACGACGACGACGGCUGCAGCCCCGAGGAGCGGGCCAUCUUCGCCGAGAACGUGCAGCGCCUCGCGCUCAGUCUGCAGGGCGCCGUGGUGACGGCUCUGCAGCAGGCGGCGGCCGCGCCCAACCAAGCGGCUGCGGCGGCGCUCAACCUGCACGCCAUCGAGUCCUACCUGGCGCUGCAGAGCCUCACGCAGAUCGUCGCCUCCAACACGAAGCAGGUGGCACCCCCGCCACCACCUCCGGCGGCCACCGUCCCGGCGCCGUCGCCUUCGCUGGCAUCUGGCACCUCCCACGGCCACCACGCGCACCAGCACCAACACCACCGACCCAAGAAGCAGUUCAUCUGCAAGUUUUGCUCGCGGCACUUCACCAAGUCGUACAACCUUCUCAUCCACGAGCGCACUCACACCGACGAGCGGCCCUACUCGUGUGACAUCUGCGGCAAGGCGUUCCGGAGGCAGGACCACCUCAGGGACCACAGGUACAUCCACAGCAAGGAGAAGCCGUUCAAGUGCGGGGAGUGCGGCAAGGGCUUCUGCCAGUCGCGCACGCUGGCCGUGCACAAGAUCCUGCACAUGGAGGAGUCGCCGCACAAGUGCCCCGUGUGCGCGCGCAGCUUCAACCAGCGCUCCAACCUCAAGACGCACCUGCUGACGCACACGGACAUCAAGCCGUACAACUGCUCGGCCUGCGGCAAGGUGUUCCGCCGCAACUGCGACCUGCGCCGGCACAGCCUGACGCACAACCUGGGCGCCGCGGCGGCCACCGUCGCCCCCUUUGGUGAAGUGCAUCCUCUGCCACUACUAUUAAACUCUAAUGGUGUCUGA